Molecule: messenger RNA, 1683 nt
Organism: Apiotrichum porosum
Lineage: Eukaryota; Fungi; Basidiomycota; Tremellomycetes; Trichosporonales; Trichosporonaceae
Gene: PNS1
Product: Protein pns1
Exons: 18
Coding region: 1-1683 (560 amino acids)
Biological process (GO): transmembrane transport
Cellular component (GO): plasma membrane
Molecular function (GO): transmembrane transporter activity
Source: RefSeq, a predicted model, not a curated record
AUGAGCGCCCAGCAAUACUACACACAGGACAAGCCCCAGCAGGGCUAUGUCCCCAUCGACCCCAACGCCGCCGGACAGCAACAGGGCGGCGCCGGCGGUGGCGGCGGCGGGCAGUACGCGAUGAACCAGUCGCAGCCCUACGCCGCUCCGUCGUAUCCUCCCCCCGCCGCUGGGCCGGAAAAGUACCAGACGCAAGACCCGGAAUACGGCGGCAGCGGCAAGUGGGGUGACACGGCGCCGUUCUCGCAGCAGACGGAGCAGACGGGACCGCGCUUCAGGUGGAAAGCGCGUCUCAACGACCCCAUCUUCCUCGUGCUCUUCGUCGGCAACCUUAUCGGAUGGGCCGUGGUGUCGGGCCUUGCCAUCAAGACAUUUGUGGAGCUCAACGGCCUCGGAGGCGGCGUUGGCGGCGCGACGCAGGGUGGAACGGGUACAUCGGUGACUCUUGACUAUCACACCGUCUACCUCCUUCUCAUGGUCUGCGCUCUUGCGGGCGUUAUUGCUGCAGUCUGGCUAGGAAUCGUCCGUGCUUUCACCAAGAUUAUCAUGGAGAUCACCCUCGCUUUGACUGUCCUCCUCAACAUUGCCAUCUGUAUCUACUACUUUAUCGUGAAGUAUUGGUCCGGGGCGGUCAUCUUCCUUGUCAUUGCCAUCAUUUCAGUCGUGUGCUACUGGUCCAUGCGCAAGCGUAUUCCUUUCUGUCGUCUCCUCUUGCAGACUACCAUGGAUGUCAGCAAGCAGCACCCAUCCGUCUAUGUUGUUGUGCUUCUCGGACUGGUGUUCCAGGCCGCGCUGAGCGUGUGGUACGCCUUUACUGUCGUCGCCAUCUACGUCAAAUGGACUCCGGGAAGCGAAUCCUGCGCCACGACCAGCUGCUCCAGCUCAACGGUUGCAGGCCUCAUCGUCUACUCGACGUUCUCCUUCUACUGGACCAGUCAGGUCGUCUCCAACAUUGUCCUCUGCACUCUCGCAGGCGGUAUCUAUGGCGGUUGGUACUACUACGGUGACCGCACGAGCGACGGACAAGGACUUCCAAAGAAUGCCACCGGCACUGCAUUCAUGCGCGCGUCGACCCUCUCGCUGGGAUCUAUCGCGUUCGGCUCGCUCAUUGUCACCAUUCUUGAGAUGCUCCAGACCCUCUUCCAGGCGAUCCAGAACGCCGAGGCCCAGCAAGGAGACAUGGUCGGACAGAUUUUGGCGUGUUGCGCCGUGUGCUGCAUUUCGUGCCUCCGUGGCAUCGUUCAGUGGUUUAACAAAUAUGCCUACAUUGAGAUUGCCCUUUACGGAAAGGCCUACAUCCCAGCUGCCAAGGACACAUGGAGGCUGCUCAAGGACCGCGGAAUCGACGCCCUCAUCAACGACAGCCUCGUCGGAUCAGUCAUCCUUUGGGGAUCGUACAUCAACGGCUUCCUGUGUGGUCUCUUUGGCUACCUCUACGUUCGAUUCACCGAUCCAUCCUACAAUUCGGAGGGACAGUACACUGCCCCCAUCAUCCUCUUCUCCUUCCUCAUCGGCAUCAACCUGUCGUUUACGAUCGGCUCGGCGCUCGACGCGGGCGUGUCGACCAUCUUUGUUGGCCUGGGUGAACACCCCAUGGUACUCGCUCAGCGUGCUCCGCAGCUGUUUGAAAUGAUCCGCCAGACGUACCCACGUGUCGUGCAAGGCGUACCCGGACACUAUUAG